Mucor velutinosus is the source of this 3609-nucleotide messenger RNA. RefSeq lists its product as uncharacterized. The transcript has 5 exons. Bases 1 to 3609 code for a protein of 1202 amino acids. The record is from RefSeq and is a predicted model, not a curated record. Lineage: Eukaryota; Fungi; Mucoromycota; Mucoromycetes; Mucorales; Mucoraceae. Gene Ontology annotation, cellular component: P-body. Gene Ontology annotation, molecular function: RNA binding; 3'-5'-RNA exonuclease activity.
AUGAAAGAAGGAGAAAGCAACAGUCAUAUCAAUGAGCCUGUCAAUGCCGUUGAGAAGAAUCUGAAUGCGCAUCAAGAGGCUCAAGCUGACAGUACGUUGAGCAAGAGCGACAGUGCGCCCAAGACGCGUCGUAAUGGCCCCAAGAAGAAGGCCAAACCAGCUACAACUGAGAAUGAGAGCAAGGAGAAUGUUCAGCAAACAGAGACUGAGGCGUUGAAGGAAAAGCCCAAAAAGAAGAAGGCUAGAAAGCCCAAGAAGAAGGUCAAUCAUGAAGAUGACAAGGAGAAUGUGGUUCCUUGUGAGGAUGGACCAAACUCGAUUCCCACAUCCAAGAGUGCUGAUACUGCGGAUUCAAAGCACAGUGAAACCGGCAUCAAGAGUAGCAAGAAAGCGAAUGGAAAGAAGAAGAAGGCAUCUACUACUAGAGAGCCGCUCUCGGAGGUCGCCAACCAAGUAUUGGAGCAAGGGGAAUAUUCGAUUGACUAUCAGAGCUUGCAUGAUGCCCUUCGCGAUCCAUUCAUUCUGGAUGAAAAACGUGGUCCCAUCUACUUUGCCCCUCUCACAAACAAGAUCAAGCAUCAUCAUGAGAAAGCAUCACCCAAGUUUUCCUAUUCGACUUCAGCAACUGGAGAUGCUUCAAGAAACUCAAACAAUUCAUCCCCUAGUGCAAAAAAUCGUCAUGCAGAGAUCCCUCCUCCUGCUUUCUUGACCACCGAAAAGCUCGGCAAAAAGAAGAAGGCUGCUAAAACCGCCAACAAUGAGAAAACCGCCAUUGCCAAGACCAAAGAGGCCAAGACAAAGGUUAGCAAAAAACCAGCUAGUAUUACCAACGUUGAAGAAACCCCUUCCUCUGUUGCCGUUUUGGAAACCAAAAAGCCCGUCGAAAAGACCAAGCCAAGCGAUGGUAAAAAACAGAAAUCAAUCACCACAUUGGGGACACCUGUCAAGCCCGUCGUUUUCGUCAAAGAAGAAAAGAGAAAGACAACUGUCAUUUCCGCCAAAAAGACAAACCAAGUGACUCAAGACGAGAGGAAACAAGAAAUGAAGGAAAUCAAAAAGGGGAUGAAGAACAACAGCCAAGAGGACUAUUGCCACCCAAACGAUAUUAUCCACAAUGCAAAGACAAGCCGAGUCCGAUUUGACCGUUACCUGGAUCCCAAGAUAUGGCAUGAAAAGGUGGGGAAGGGGCUUUUGUAUAAGGGUGUUUUGCGUAUCAGCAAGCGUAGUCGUAGUGAUGCCUAUGUCACUUGCGACACCUUGGAUUCAGACAUCUUUAUCAAUGGGCAGCAUGACCGCAAUCGUGCGUUGGACGGGGAUACGGUUAUUGUGGAAUUAUUGGAUCUCGAGUCUGUUUGGGCAAAGAAGAAGGAAUCCAUGGCUCAGAAGCGUGAGCAGAGACACAGCACAGCGGUUGAAAGACCACCUCAAGACGAAGGACAAGAUGAUAAAGGUAAACCCAAGUAUGUUGGUAAGGUGGUUGCCAUCGCAGCUACAAACAAGAAUCAAGUCUGCUCUGGUAUUCUCUCAAUCCAUCGAAACGCACCUGCGCCUGUCAAAAUGCCAAUCCAGGAGAACGAAGGGGACACCAGCACACCUGCGGAGAAUGACGAUGAAGAUAGCAGCGAAACUGCAAAUACACCCGACAACAACAAGCAUAUUCGCCUCGUGUGGUUCAAGCCCACAGAUACUCGCAAACCCUUGAUUGCUAUCCAACUCAAGCAUGCACCUGCUGAUAUUCUCAAGAAUGAAGAAAAGUACAAGAACCUGCUCAUGGUUGCUAGAAUCACACGUUGGCCCAUUGAUUCCAUGAACCCUUUUGGCACUGUUUUGCGUGAACUUGGCCAUAUCGGUAAUAUCGUUGCUGAAACUCAAGCAGUGCUGCAGGACAAUGGCAUUGUGGAGCAGCCAUUCGGCCAAAAGGCCCUCAAGGGAUUGCCUGAAACGCCUUGGUCUAUCUCUCAGUCUGAAAUCGACAAACGCCGUGAUCUUCGAGGUACUCGUAUUUUCACUAUUGAUCCCGCAACUGCCAAAGAUCUCGAUGACGCCGUUCACGUUACUAAACUCGCAGAGAAUGAGUUUGAGAUUGGCGUUCACAUUGCGGAUGUAUCUCAUUUCGUUCAUCAACAUACUGCUUUGGAUCACGAAGCUUUUGAUAGAGGAACUAGUACUUACUUGUGCGAUCGUGUCAUUCCCAUGUUGCCUGCCUUGCUAUGCGAGCAAUUGUGCAGUCUGAACCCAGGCGUUGAACGACUUGCUUUCUCUGUUAUCUGGAAGAUGGAUGGUGCUGGUAAUAUCAAGGACACAUGGUUUGGUAAAUCUGUCAUCAAAUCUUGUGCCAAGCUGGCUUAUGAAGAUGCUCAAAGCGUCAUUGAGGACCAUGGCUUACCCAAGACCGCCUCUGUCAAAAUAUUCAGUGUAUCAGAAGUCGAACAAGACAUCAAGUAUCUCUACGCCAUCUCAAAGCAAAUGCGCGAACGUCGUUUCUCCAAUGGUGCCCUUUCGAUCAACUCUAUUCGUCUUUCAUUCAAGCUGAACGACCUUGGUGAGCCCUGUGGUGUCUCUAUCUACGAGCAAAAGGAUGCCAACCGUUUGAUUGAAGAGUUUAUGCUCCGUGCUAAUAUGAGUGUUGCAGAGAAAAUCGCCAAACACUAUCCCAAUGAAGCCCUCCUCCGUCAACACUCGCCUCCUCAUGAAAGAACUCUGAACGAAUUCAUCAAGAUUGCCGAGAAUUUAGGAUACUCUUUCGAUGCUUCUACCGCUGGUUCCAUGCAAAAGUCUUUUAGUGCAAUCGAAAGCGAGGAUGCCAAAGCUGUUUUGCGCUUAUUAGCUGUGAAGCCCAUGCAACGAGCCAAAUACUUUUGUACUGGUACUUGCGACAUGGUCAAGUACAGACAUUAUGCAUUGAAUGUGCCUUUGUACACUCACUUUACAUCUCCCAUUCGUCGUUUUGCUGAUAUCAUUGUCCAUCGCCAACUGGAAGCCGCCAUCAAUAACAAGGAGUCCUGUGGCUACCAAAAGAAAUCAGUUACUUCUGCUGCAACUCAUUGCAAUGAACGCAAGGAAGGUGCCAAGAACUCUCAAGAUAUGAACAUCCAGCUGUAUCUGGCCCAUUACCUCCAUAUGUUGGAAACCCAACGCAAGAUGCCUGUAAUCUGUGCUGCCAUUGUUACGCAAGUAUUGAAGGAUUGCUUCGAAAUUUUGGUCCCUGAGUAUGGUCUUGAAAAGCGUAUUCACAUGGAUGCUCUGCCCAUUGAAAAGUUUGUCUAUGAUCCCAAUAAAACAGCUUUGGCUGCUUAUUGGAAAGAGGGCGUUGAAUCCAACAGAGAAUGGGAUCACAACAGAAAACUGGACGAUAACUAUGUGGAGCCCUCUGGUACUCAACUCUCUUACGGCACGGUCAGUGAUGAAGAAGACGAGGACAACGAUUAUUCAGUUGCCUCAAAGCUUGCUUACGAAAUUCCCAAAGAAUUGCUGAGCGAUAACUUGAUCGAUGAAACUACCAAGAUGCAAAGAUUUGAAUCCUUCUCAAAGUUGACUGUUAGAAUCCAAGUCAAUGUCGAACGCUCCCCACCCAUUAUCAACAUUUAUCCUGUUAAUCCGUUCAUGUAA